UUCUGAACUCAGGAGAUGGAGGUGCCUCAGGAAUAUUUAUUUGAAUGAAUUUAAUGCAUUUUUUCCUGUGUAUUUACAGAUGAGACAUGAGUGGGUUUGGUUGGAUUCUGAUCAAGAUUAUCCCAAUGACUCUGAGUUGAGCAAUGAUUGCAAAUCCCUCUUCAGCUCAUGGGACUCCAGUCAGGAUCUUGAUGUGGGCAGCUGGAGGGAAACUGAGGAUCCAGAGGCUGAGGAACUAGAGGAAAGCAGCCCAGGGAGAGAAACUAGUGAACUGCUUGUUGGGGAUAGAGGCAGUGAGGAAUCUCAGGAAGAGGCAAAGCAAGUCAGCCACCAGAACCUCCUCCACUUUCUCUCUGAGGUAGCUUACUUAAUGGAGCCCUUGUGCAUUAGCAGCAAUGAAUCAAGUGAAGGCUGCUGCCCUCCAUCUGGUACCAGACAAGAAGGAAGGGAAAUUAAAGCUAGUGAAGGAGAAAGGGAGCUCUGCAGAGACACUGAAGAGCUUUCAGCCAAGGGAUACCCCUUAGUAGCUGAAAAGCCACUGGGAGAAAAUGGAAAGCCAGAAGUGGCUUCAGCUCCUUCAGAUAUUUGUGCAAUUCAGGGACCACCCACAGGGAGUGAAGAGGGGGAGGCUCAGCAAGAAUCCAAAGAGGAGGACCAGGGUGAAGUACAUGUGUCAGAGAUGGAAGAUCAGCCCCCUUCAGGCGACUGUGAUGAUGCCUUUAACAUUAAGGAGACUCCCUUGGUGGAUAUAUUUUUCAGCCAUGCUACCUCCUCAAAGCUGACUGAUCUAAGCCAGGAUGACCCUGUUCAGGAUCAUUUGCUAUUUAAGAAGACACUCCUGCCAGUCUGGAAGAUGAUUGCCAGUCACAGAUUCAGCAGUCCAUUUCUGAAGCCUGUGUCAGAAAGGCAGGCCCCAGGGUACAAGGAUGUGGUAAAAAGUAUCACUGAGGAGGAAUUUUUAUAUUUUUUGUAG
Messenger RNA from Cebus imitator (Panamanian white-faced capuchin), 973 nucleotides. RefSeq names its product bromodomain-containing protein 8-like. Gene Ontology annotation, molecular function: protein binding. Gene Ontology annotation, cellular component: NuA4 histone acetyltransferase complex. The transcript has 6 exons. The record is from RefSeq and is a predicted model, not a curated record. Lineage: Eukaryota; Metazoa; Chordata; Mammalia; Primates; Cebidae. The coding region runs from base 80 to 973 and encodes 297 amino acids.